AUGGCUGAAGCCAAGUCUAAACCUUUGGAGCUUGAAGAGAAACCUCUGCAACCCGAUGUCGUUCAGAAUCUGUAUAAGAACAAAACAUUUUCAGAAAAGUUAUGGCACAUAAAAGAGCACAUCACAGUAGAACCAUUGCUAGCUGGUUUGAUUAUACCAAGUGUAAUAUCAAGAUUUGCCAUGGGAAACCUGAAUCUGGAUAAAGCUUGUCGAGUAAACUUAAAUUUUGGAGACGAAAUCUGCGACGCACUGGUACAGAAAAGGAGCACCAACUUUUCCCACUAUGAGAAAGAAGUUCAAAAGCUCAUUUCUUCUAUUGAUAUCUGGAAGGGCAUAAUACAUACAGCAUUGCCUUGUAUAAUAAUAAUGUUUUUGGGAUCCUGGAGUGACAGGACAGGGAACAGGAAAUUAAUUAUAUUGCUGCCAAUUUACGGCGAGGUCUUGACAUCGUUGAAUAAUUUGGUCAAUGUAUACUUUUUUUACGAAAUACCUGUAGAGAUCACGGUUUUCCUAGAGACGUUUUUCCCAGCAGUUACCGGUGGUUGGGUUACAAUGUUCUUGGGUGUUUUUAGUUACAUAAGUGAUAUUACUUCUGAGGAAUCGAGAACAUUUAGAGUGGGUUUAGUAAAUUUCUGUAUGACAGCUGGUUUGCCAAUUGGUAUUGGCAUGAGUGGAUUCCUGCUUCAGAGGAUGGGCUAUUACGGAGUUUUCUCAAUGACGACUUUUAUGUUCCUAUUAGUCUUGAUGUAUGGAACCUUCUGUUUGAAAGAACCUAAUAAGUGGCUCAAGAGCAAAGGUUUACCUGAGAUAGAACGUCCAGACCAAUCAAAUGUGUCCUUCUUCAAUAUCUCCCACGUCGUAGAAACGGUUUCAGUAGCUUUCCAGAAGAGGACAGACGGACGCCGGGCCAAGGUUCUACUGACGCUAUUUAUAGUGUUUAUACUUUAUGGACCCACUAUAUCGGAACAUGCAAUAUUCUACUUAUUCGUCAGGAACCGGCUCAACUGGGACAUGGUGAAAUAUGGUGUCUUUAUCAGCUACUCCAUCAUUUUGCAUUCAUUCGGCGCCAUGUUUUCUAUAACAAUCCUGAGUAGGCGCAUGCGGAUCGAUGACUCAUUGCUGUGCCUUAUCUCCGUCAUCAGCAAGUUUGCCGGCUCCAUAUGGACUGCAUUCGUCACAACGGAUAUUGAGAUGUAUUUAGUACCGGUUGCUGAAUUACUGAAUGCAUCCACUUUCACUUCUCUUCGGUCUAUAAUAUCAAAGUUGGUGGAAAAACAAGAAACAGCGAAGGUCAACUCUAUUUUCUCUUUGACUGAGACACUGGCGUCUCUAAUGUUCCAGCCGCUUUACUCUUGGAUGUACUUGCAAACUCUGUCUGUGCUACCAGGAGCUGUAUUUCUUAUAAGCGCGGCUAUUGCUAUACCACCUGGUAUAAUUCUUGUAUUCUUCUACGCUCAACACAGAAAAGAAUUAAGAAUAACGAGAAAGAAAGCAUUGGAAGACCAAGAAAAGAUAGAUGCCAAAGAAGCAGAAUUUAAAAAAGCGGAUCCAUUAGAAUUUGUUUCUGUCACUGAUAAGGAACCCGAGCACAAAGAAAUCAAAGAAAAGAGUUAG
Molecule: messenger RNA, 1614 nt
Organism: Arctia plantaginis
Lineage: Eukaryota; Metazoa; Arthropoda; Insecta; Lepidoptera; Erebidae
Source: the annotation of a GenBank genome assembly